Molecule: messenger RNA, 938 nt
Organism: Aspergillus steynii IBT 23096
Lineage: Eukaryota; Fungi; Ascomycota; Eurotiomycetes; Eurotiales; Aspergillaceae
Exons: 1
Coding region: 1-885 (294 amino acids)
Source: RefSeq, a predicted model, not a curated record
AUGGCAGAAGCUUUUGGCAUUGUUUCGGGGGCGGUCGGGAUUGCUGGCAUCUUCACCACCUGCCUCGAGUGUUUCGAUUACAUUCAACUUGGUCGACGCUUUGGUCAAGACUUCCAGACAAAUCAGCUGGUGCUAAGCGGGCUCAAGCUCCGCCUAUCUCGCUGGGGCGAGGCGGUCCAUCUCUAUACCGAUCCGCAGCUCGGACACCCCACGGCAUCAGAGGCAGAUCUCCAGCUCGCUAAGAACACACUCUAUCAGAUAUUAGUCCUGAUGGCCGAUUCGGAGAAAGUUUCGAAAAAGUUCGACAUCACUGCAAGACCGGGCGAUGAUUUGUCCGAUUCGACAAACAACCAUCGCAUGACGGCAAAUGUGGCUGCCAUGGACGAUCUGAUGCGAAAACAAGCUGCACGGCGACAGAAGGGUACUAGCCUGGUCAAGAUCACAAGCUGGGCACUUCACGACAAGGAGCACUUCUCGGGGCUCAUUGAAAACAUAGCCAAGCUUUUGGAUGGCCUGGAGCAGAUGUUUCCAGCUCCAGAGGCUCAGAAAUCGCUAGCAGAGUCGGAAAUUAGGGAGGUUUGCAAUGGGAUCCAGGAUCAACAGGGCGUUACUCUCAAGCUGAUCCAAGACCUGUCAAAUGGCGUCGACGGUGUUCUCAAAAACCAGGCAUCAACAAUGAUCGAGAAGGGAAUCACCGUGGGCUCGUUGGUGGCGACGGACAAUUCUCGAGUCAGAGAUGGGAGCUUUUAUGGUUCAGCGUGGAAGGGAGAGACGCAGGUACCGGUGAGCUACAGCCGUGUUGCGAUUGAUACUAUUCACGCCGAGGGUCACUCCCGGGUCAUGAAUGGUCAUACCUACGCGGACCAGGACAAUUUCUGGAAUUGAAAUUGAAGUCUCUGGGAUUUAGUGCAUUUCCAUGCAUUGGCAGUAUACUUGAG